AUGAAGUUUCAGGAAACAAUGUAUAGCCUGGGCUAUCCAGCCUAUGGCGCGAGAUUUCUCAAUGACUCUGUAUUGUUGGUAGCGGGUGGUGGCGGUGAAGGGAAUAACGGUAUAGCCAAUAAGUUGACAGCCUUACAAGUGAACUUUGACAAACGGAAAGCGAUCAAGCGAUACCGGGAAUUGACACUUAAUGAGAAGGAUGACUCGCCGACUACGUUAGAUGCUGCGAAUAAUGUUAUUUUGAUGGGGUGCAACGAGUCUUCUGCUAAGAUCAAAGCUGGCGGUGAUAACCACCAUGUGCGGAAAUAUGUGUUUGAGAAUGAUCACUUGAAGUUUGUGGCCAGUGUGGAUCUCGACCGCUCUAAAGUUCCAGAGGACUAUACAAAGCUGACCUAUCUAUCUCAGGAUGGGUCUGUAGCGGCAAUUGCAUCGUCGAAGCUGCCAACUGUGAUUCGCAUCUUAAACCCUAAUCUUCUAGCUGAAACCUAUGAAAUUGAGACUGGAAAUGACGUCAAAGAUUUGCAUUUUAGUCCUGAUGGUAAAGUUCUCAGUUAUAUCACAACGUCCACAUUGGAGGUAAUUUCGAUUGUAACCGGACGUUUUAUCGUCCGCAAAACUGAUUUCGAUAAGAACUGGGCCCUUUCUAAGAUACGAUUCAUCGGAGAUGAUACGGUUCUAGUUGCUGCUGCCUUGAGAAAAGGGAAUGGAAUUGUACUCUGUAAGGUAAGUCUGAAAUCAGGAACAACGUCAGUGCUCAAAACCAGGGUCGUUACCACUAAAUUUAGGGGUGUAACUUCCAUGGACGUUGAUUCUGAGGGUCAACUGGCAGCGCUUGCAGGAAAUGAUAAUUCUGUAGCUCUUGUGAAACUAAAAAAUUUGAGCGUUGCAAAGUUUUUUAAACAGGUUCAUUCAUUUGCCAUAACCAAGAUUGUUUUCUCACCCAAUGGUAACCUAUUGGCCAGCGUAUCAGCUGCAAAUACUAUUCACGUUAUCAAAAUCCCAAACAAUUUUGCAAAUGCAACUUCAGUGAUUGAAAAAAUCCUGAAAACAUUGUUAAAAUUUGUAGUGGUUGUCUUCAUCGCUGUGGUUGCUCAAUUUGCUUAUAAACACAACCUAUAUCAAAGAUCCUACCAUUUUGCAUUGAGUAAAUGGUAUGGCAGAGGGGAUUUCAAGAUGAAUGAUGUCUUUAGGCAAACAACAUUGGUGGGCGAUGUGGUGAGUAUUCAGUCCUAUACUAGACUUCCUCCAACUGACAGUUCAGUCAUAAGCACUUCUCUUCCAAGCAUAACACACUUGUCUUCUUAUGAGACCUACACUCCGGAACCUUCAGCUGAUCCCACGAACGUUCACGAGAUUGAAGAGAAUUUUACUGAAAUGAGUAGCACCGUCAAACCUGAUACGACAGCAACUGAAAUAGCAGAUCCAAACUCAAAUGAAUCUUAUACUGCAAUAACCUCUACUUCUGGUGGCGGUCGGGAGGCAGUUUCUCUGUCUACCACUCAGGAUUUUACGAAGUCCUCACUCCUCGACACUAUUGGCUUUUCUUUUCCCUCAUCCUCAAGCACAGACUUUCCAAGUCUGUCAGUUUCACCUUUAAGCACUAAUGAUCCAAGUCUAUCAGUUUCAAACAACGAUUUUUUGGAUGAAAGAGAUUCUGUUAUGCCGUCAAAGGCCCCUGUACACCAAGAUCUGAACGUUAGCUCCCUAAAGCAUUUGACAGUGCCCUUGGAAUAUUCAUCUAUAAUAGAGACUGAUCCUCAAUUGUAUUCAUUUUCUUCUUCUUCUGCCUCUAACCAGAACUUAUCUUUUGACAUCGGGACCGGAUCACAAUCUCAGUCAGAAGAAAUCAUUACGAUCACCACAACAACCUCCUUAGUAUCAGCCUCUGCUAGCCAAUUAUCGAACUCUGCAGCAAAUUCAAUUGGAACCUCUUCCACCAAAAGGUCUGUAGUAACUGCUGCGGAAACUAAGGCCAAGAGAUCGCAUGUGGAAGCCGGGAACCUAACCUCCAAAAGCUUUGCUACACAUGAUGACAUAAUUUCACCCGAGGGCGAUAAACAAGCACUGGAUAACUUCGAGUCAGUGCAGUUGCCAACAGCUUCCGAAAUUGUGAAACAAAUCGAGCAGACUUCGGUUUUCAAAACCAUGGAAACCAUUGAACAAGCACCAACUUCUGAAACUACAGAAAAAGUUAAACGAGUAUCAAAUGUCGUUCCAUUUGAAGCAGCCCCAGAGCCGGAACCAACGCCGAUGACUGGAAAAACUUCAGAAACCAAAUCAUCUGUUCAAACUCCAGUUGAAACAGAAGUCAUAGAUACUAUAUCGAGCUCUCAGCUAGUUAUUGGGUCUGCUUCAUCUGAGAAUACGUCUCAAGUCACUGAGAGUGGAACUGAGCAUGUUUACAUUUUUUCGUCUAAUGAACAGUCUAGCAGCUCGCCUCAAUCCGUCUCUCUUUCACCAGACGCCACGAGCUCAAUAACUCAGAGGCCUGAAAGUACUUUGCAGACUUCUUGGGAAGACACUUUGACCACACAUCCCACCUCCUCAUCGUUUGCCAUACCCGAUGAUCUAGAGAACAACUUCACACCUGAUAUGGCUGAACAUAUGAAUUAUGAGAGAGACCAAGAGGAAACAACACCCGAUGCUGUGACACUUGACGAGCCUUACGCUGCACCGAUUGAGGAAAUUAAGCCAGUCAUUGAGGCUACGGCUGACUCUUACUUUGAAGAUCGAAAUGAAAGCUCAGGAAAUCUUCUCGAAGAAAAUAAAAGAAGCCAAGAUUCUUUCGAUUUCGAAUCUUCUCCCUCAGCAAGAAAAAGCUUUACCCCACAGGCAACCCCCGCAGGUGAUGAAGUAAACGCGUUGACGCAUGACGAACUUUAA
Molecule: messenger RNA, 2883 nt
Organism: Lachancea dasiensis
Lineage: Eukaryota; Fungi; Ascomycota; Saccharomycetes; Saccharomycetales; Saccharomycetaceae
Source: the annotation of a GenBank genome assembly